AUGGAAGAGCAACCCAAUAGAAAUUAUUGUGCUGAGUGUAAUGUUACAACUUACAAUCUCAAUGCAUGGAAUGCCCAUCUAUCUGGGCAAAGACAUAUAAGACAUAUGAGAACACUUAAAAAUAAUCAAAAAUUUGUCAAAAAUGAUCAACAUCAAGACAAUCUUGGAAUUAUUGUCACUGGAUCUAAUCAGCCAAUGGAUCAACAUGUGCUCACAAAUUAUUUCCAAAAAUUUGGACCUGUGUCUAGCAUAAACAUCGGAUCCACCCAUACAACAGUUUAUUUUUCCAACCCUGCAAUAAGAGAUCAAGUACUACAAAGUCGUCAUAUUAUAAACGGAAACGAGGUGUUUCUAGAAAAAGAGAAGUCCCCAUCUAGCAAUCCCUCAGCCCAGUCGGAAGAUAGUCAAGACUUCAUGCUUCAAGUCAAUAAUUUAAUUAGCACCUUACAACCCAACCUCGAAGCUGAAUAUAUGAAAUACCAUGCGGUUUGUAAAGAUUUAUACAAUGCGUUGAUACAGAUAUAUCCGAAUUGUUCAAUAUAUCCAUUUGGUUCAACAAUUUCCGGCCUUUGUUUCAACAACAGCGACAUAGACGUGUUCGUAGGAAACGUACAUAUGGAUUCAAAAUGUAAGGCUUUGUAUAGAGCCAGAGCAGCGCUCUCACGAUCUAAAUUAUUUGGUAAUUGUAUUGUGAUACCUCAGGCGAAAAUACCGAUUCUGAAAACGAUACAUUUACCGACUGGCACCAACAUUGACAUGAAUUGUAAAAGUAUGCUUGGAGUUUGCAAUUCAGAAAUGAUUAAGUAUUAUUUGAGUCUAGAUGAAACGAAAGUUAAACCUCUGAUGAUGAUAAUCAAAUAUUGGGCGAAACGCCAUGAAUUAUCCGGCAGCAAUCAUUUAUUUACGAACUAUUCGCUGUAUCUAAUGAUUAUAUUUUAUCUGCAACAGCCUCCAUAUAAUUUUCCAUGUGUGCAUCAGCUGCAAAAUUUUCCCGACGUUGUAGACUUGCAUGAACGAUGGAACGGGGCGAUAGCACAAAUUCCCUACGAUAAGAGCCAGCUAAAUGUGGGUGUCAAAAAAUUAUUAAAAGGGUUUUUUGAGUUUUAUGCGAAGUUUCCGUACAACACUGUAGUCAUUUGCCCGUUCUUGGGGAAAAAUGUUUUGAAAGUUGAUUUUAUGAGUGUGGAAACAUUAUCUGAUAAAUUUUUCAGGUAUAAAGAAGAGGUAGGCAAAUUUCCACAGCGAGCAUUAAAAUAUGACUCGACGAUUUGUCUUCAAGACCCUCUGGAACUUAAUAGGAAUUGUUUGAAAGUUAUCAGUCCACUCGUUUUAGAAAAGUUUGUUGAAUAUUGUCUGUUUGCUUCUGAAUUACUCUCGGGAGGUGACGAGAAUAUAUUAAAUAAGCUUUUCACAACGUGUCCAGUCGACACGACUGAAAAAAAACUUGUUCAAGCUGAGUUUACCAUAACGAGAAAUUCGGUGUCCGAAUUCCAAUCGGGCGUAAAUAAGGAAGAACUAGAUGAUGGAACAGAUGAAAUUUGGUUCCACACAGUGGUGGACUUCACCAAAACUAUUCUUAAAGACGUUCUCUUAAUUGAAAUAGAAGAAAUAACUGAUCAAGGUCCACCACCAGCCAAGAAAGUUAAAACAGAAGAGGUUUACACCAGCAAUAUUAAAGAUAAAAUGAUUUACGUGUGCACAGCAAAUUAUGACACGUGGUCCAACAGAAGGUUCGCGGAAAAUAAAUUAGAUGAAAAAGGUCCGUCCGAACUGAUGGCUAUAGACAAGCAGAAAAAAGUAACAGAUUUAAUGGAUCGUCCACUGAGACAAUUAAAAAUAAAAUUCAAUGUGAUAUUCAAUUAUAAAACUGAUCCGUGUUCGGUUAUAAUACAAAUAAAUAAAGCGAAUCGUGAACCAAAACUGAAGUGGUUCAGGUCUAUGAGUCGAUUUAUUGUAUAUACAGUCCCUAGUUGGUUUAGUAUUCACGAAAAAGAAUUAAAUAAAAAAUGGUCGAAAUCUCAGGCAGAUAAGAAUAAUGUUGUAAUUGAAGUUACAUAAACAAAGUUGUUGUUUUCAUUUGUGUAAUAAUUUUGUAUUACUUACAAGACUUAUUUAUGUUAA
Messenger RNA from Aethina tumida (small hive beetle), 2121 nucleotides. RefSeq names its product speckle targeted PIP5K1A-regulated poly(A) polymerase-like. The coding region runs from base 1 to 2058 and encodes 685 amino acids. Gene Ontology annotation, molecular function: nucleotidyltransferase activity; nucleic acid binding. Lineage: Eukaryota; Metazoa; Arthropoda; Insecta; Coleoptera; Nitidulidae. The record is from RefSeq and is a predicted model, not a curated record. The transcript is spliced from 3 exons. Gene Ontology annotation, biological process: RNA 3'-end processing.